AUGGCAUCAUCAUCUUCUAUUCACCGAGUUGAUAUGUUGUGUCGUCUUGUUCAAUGGCGGGUUGAUAAUUACGAUUAUUUGACAUGGUUGGAUUCAAAUCCUUUCAAGAUGGGAAGGUGGAACUGGUGUUUAACUGUUUAUAAGAACCAAAUUUGUCUCUAUACAAAGUCAUCUGAAGUUACUCAUCUGUUUGCUUCCUUCAACAUCCAUCUGGUCUCUUUUCUCGAUAAUGGUAAUCGCAGCACUUCUGUUUAUCCAGAAGUUAGAGAUCUGAAACUAUUCAAAGUAGCAAGCGACUUUUAUUUUUUUUGGGCGCUUACGACUCCAUUGACAAGGAAAUUCAUCAUUGAAGUAAAUUUUGUUGAUAUCAAGACUGCAUCACCAGAAGAUGCCAUACCUCGUUCCGUUUGGAGUGAAGAAUUGAUAGAAAAUCCAACAACAUGUGCCUUGAGCAGAAUGUUAUCAGAAAAUUUACACACAGAUAUCACCAUAUGGGCUUCUGAUGGGAGUGUCCAGGCUCACCGGGCUGUUCUUGCAACCCGUUCACCAGUCUUUGAUAAAAUGUUUACCCAUAACCUCAAAGAGAAAGAUUCAUUUUCCAUAGAUAUCCCGGACAUAUCCAUUGAAGCUUGUAAAGCUUUCCUUACCUACAUUUACACUAAUAACACACAAUCUGAAAGCUUUAUAAUCCACAGAAUGGAGCUUCUCAAAGCCGCUGACAAGUAUGAUGUAUCCGAUCUGAAAGAUGCAUGCGUAAAAAGUUUAUCAGAAGAUAUUGAUCAAGGGAAUGUGCUGGAGAGGCUGCAAAGUGCUUAUCUGUAUCGUCUUCCAGAGCUUAAGGGUAUUUGCAUUGACCAUCUUGUGAAGUUUGGUAAGAUUUUUGACAUUCAAGAAGAACUCAAUGCUUUUAUGCAAAAUGCUGAUAGGGAACUAGUAAGUGAAGUCUUUUAUGAAAUUCUUUCUGUAUGGAAAGGUUUCUGUAUAAGUUGCUGA
Molecule: messenger RNA, 993 nt
Organism: Erigeron canadensis
Lineage: Eukaryota; Viridiplantae; Streptophyta; Magnoliopsida; Asterales; Asteraceae
Product: BTB/POZ domain-containing protein At1g55760-like
Exons: 4
Coding region: 1-993 (330 amino acids)
Molecular function (GO): protein binding
Source: RefSeq, a predicted model, not a curated record